AUGGCUCAACCAAACUUCCAGAUUCUUUCGGAUGCAGCAGCUGCUUCGGCCCAACAACUCGCAUUGAUGCCAAACCUCCCUGCUGUGAACCUCGGGGGACAACUGUUACAGAUACAGCGAACCCUCCAGGAAAUGCAACAAACGAUGCAGCAGCAAGGCCAGCAACUGGUGCAGCAAGGCCAGCAACUGGAGCAAAUCCGUCAAGAGAUCUCCCGCUCGGAACGCAACAAUUUUGCAAGGCUGCUCAAUUCUUCCGUCAAUCGUUCCGACACCCGUCUUGAAGUUUUAUAUGGCUUGAACAAUGAACCCGUUCAAGAAUUCCCUGAAACAGGUGCUGAUAUCGGAGCACUUACUGGUCCCGAGCUCAACGCCCUCCUCGGCCAGCUGGGUUUGCCUGUUGAUGGCAACGUCGGCGAUCGUAAACGACGGUUCAUCAAGUACAUCGGCUUGCUUAGUAGUUUGAUUUGA
Molecule: messenger RNA, 468 nt
Organism: Morchella sextelata
Lineage: Eukaryota; Fungi; Ascomycota; Pezizomycetes; Pezizales; Morchellaceae
Exons: 3
Coding region: 1-468 (155 amino acids)
Source: RefSeq, a predicted model, not a curated record